AUGGCGAGGCCACAAAGUCGGCCUUCCUCGAAGGUCAAUUCUCUGCUGAGGGCUGUUCACCAGGAACAGCACCUCAAUCAUUCUGCACAAAACAAAUCGCCAGUGAAAAGUCUAAUAUUUACAUACUGGACGAAGAUGCUCGACUUGCUCGAAAUGGAGCUACGAACACAAAAUUUCAGAUUCCAGCGCAUUGACGGCCAGAAAUCGCUCCAGGAUCGGGCCAUGGCUCUCGAGAUAUUUCACAAAGACCCAACGUGUACCGUAAUGAUCGCCAGUAUUGGAAGUGUGGCCGAAGGGAUUGAUCUUACAGCAGCCAGCUCAGUUCAUAUCAUGGAGCCUCAGUGGAAUCCAAUGCUUGAGGAGCAGUCACUCAAUCGAGCCCAUCGCAUCGGACAAACUCGAGAUGUGAUAGUAAACCGCUACAUUGUCUCUAAUUCUAUUGAGAAGUAA
This is a messenger RNA of Penicillium canescens, 450 nucleotides long. RefSeq names its product C-terminal helicase domain-containing protein. Bases 1 to 450 code for a protein of 149 amino acids. The record is from RefSeq and is a predicted model, not a curated record. The transcript is spliced from 3 exons. Lineage: Eukaryota; Fungi; Ascomycota; Eurotiomycetes; Eurotiales; Aspergillaceae.